GGCUAUCUUUUCAGUCUGAAAAAAUAGUCCAAAGGACAGACUGGUUUUCACCCACGAUUUCUCUGAGAAUGGAACCGAUACCGGAUGUCUUUGCCUUUCAUAAUUCGAGUAGUUUUAUGGCGAACGUGAGUUGCUUGGCCGUGAUGAACUUGCAUUUCAGCCAUCGCUGCCUUAUGGCCAGACACUUAGCCGACUGCAGAUAUAUCACCAACUUUUUUAACUAUUACGUGAUGAUGUAUUGUACCUUCGAGAUCGAUAAUAAAAUGACUGAAAUAACGGUGAUGCUGCUGUUUGGAAUAAUCUACUGCCUCUUCCUGUGCAUCCUCUACCUGAGCAUCAACCACUACUUUUCACCAACGCUGAAGAUCGCUGCUCAUAAGAUGCGAAUAAACGAGUACAUGGCUGGCGUAAUGCUCGUGGGCGUGGCCAAUUCAACUCCCGAUCUCCUGGUCAACCUAUCCCCAGUCAGGCGGGAGUCCCUUACCUUCAACAUAGCCAUGGCCAACGCCCUAACCAUCAUAUGUUUGAGCGGUGGUGCGGUGUGCUUCAUCCGUCCUUUCAGGAUGAAUGGUCACAGUGUUUUCCGGGAUCUUCUCUUUCUCUUGCUCAUCGUAGAGCUGGUGCGAUUUUUAGCUGAUGAUACUCAUCAAAAGCCAUGGGUAAAGGGUACCGUUGUACUGAGUAUUUAUCCCAUAUACUUGCUUGUUAAUAUAGUCGAUGUUGUUCUUCAACGAUACACUAUAAAAAAGCUUCAGAAAGAUAUUGAGCAUAUGAGGCACUCACCAUCAUCUCAAGAUCACGAUCGUAAAUUGGCUGAGAAAAUUAUUCUUUUGACUAGUCUCGAAGAAGACGAUGAGGUUCAAAUCUUUGAAUCAAAAGUAUACAGCAAAAGAUCGUACGACGCAGGAUUCUUUGUUACCCCCAAGCCACUUAUUCGACAUAAGGAAGUCGACGUGGAAAGCAACCGAACGAUUCUCCAUAACAAAUCCAAUCCAAAAAAUCUGUUCCUAUUCAGCGAGUUUUUUCAAUCAGUCAAUCCCAUUGACGCGGACGCUUGGCUAUUGAGUGGUACAUGUGUACGCAUUACAAUGGUCCUAAUGGCCCCAGUUCGAUUUUUGCUGAAGCUGGUAAUUCCGUUUGUGGACACCCAGAAGGCCAAGCAUGGGUGGAGCAAGUUGCUAAAUAGCUUACAAGUAGUGAUCACCCCUUUCGUGAUCAUUACACUGGUUGAAACUAGCAUAGCCGACAACUACUAUAAUUGGUACAACAUUCCUAAGUUCACAAUAGCACUGUGGUCUAUAUUGGCAACGACGCCCUUGGCCGUAGUGGUUUUCUUGCACUCGCGCACUGACAUUCCGCCUUUCUAUCAUCCCUUAUAUUGCGUGCUUACAAUUUGCACUGUGAUUAUAUUCACUUGGAUUUGUGCCUGGGAAAUGGACGUGCUGAUUUCGAUAAUCGGCAUUGUGUUUCAACUAUCGCCGUAUUUUAUGGCCAUCACCUUCAACUCGGUGUCCGCUGCAACGGCUGACUUUAUUUCCUAUGCUCAUCUGGCCGAACACGGCUAUGGAAAGAUGGCCUUUGGAGCCAUCAUUGGGGGUACAGUUUUCAACAUGGUUGUCAACGUGGGCAUCGAAUUGGUGGUGCAGACAAAGCUCAACUCGCAGGGCCAAGUGCAGUUGUUCGGAGAAGAUGGUGAAACCAUCUUUCUGUUCCUGCUGAUGACCAUCAUAUUCACAAUGUGGUGGUGCUUGACCUUUAACUUCGUUGCCCGCCGAUCCGCUGGCGUGUUCCUGUGGUGCCUAUUCAUACUGUUCAUCAUUUACUCGACUGCCAUUGAGUUUCGGUGGAUCCAUGGUUUCCAAGACAAGCAGUUCAUUGAAGUGAAGUCUUAUUAAAACACAAGAUGCAGCGUAUACUGCGUAGAAAAAGCACAUGUUUUCUUUGCG
This is a messenger RNA of Drosophila biarmipes, 1946 nucleotides long. RefSeq names its product mitochondrial sodium/calcium exchanger protein. The record is from RefSeq and is a predicted model, not a curated record. The transcript has 9 exons. Gene Ontology annotation, biological process: intracellular calcium ion homeostasis; transmembrane transport; monoatomic cation transport. Gene Ontology annotation, molecular function: calcium:sodium antiporter activity. Gene Ontology annotation, cellular component: membrane. The coding region runs from base 69 to 1895 and encodes 608 amino acids. Lineage: Eukaryota; Metazoa; Arthropoda; Insecta; Diptera; Drosophilidae.